This is a messenger RNA of Megalopta genalis, 1612 nucleotides long. The record is from RefSeq and is a predicted model, not a curated record. Lineage: Eukaryota; Metazoa; Arthropoda; Insecta; Hymenoptera; Halictidae.
GGUUCACUGACAACGAGUCAAAUUAUCUCGGCUAUGCAACAGUUUGCGCAGCCAGAAGUUUUCCACGAACUUCGACGACACGAUUUUGUUUACGCGCACAAAUUACACCGAAUCUCUUUCUCCGUACCGCCAUAAUAUCUUGCAUACCUUCCAACCUUUUAUCACGUUUCGCCCGCCGACAUCCAAAUCGUCGAGUUCCUAGCGACACUGACAAGAAAAAAAGAGGAAAGCGAAGGAAAGAAAUACGAUAAUAUUACAGAUUAUGAAAUGGCGAUUGAAAAUGUAACGAGGUACGAUCGCGUCUACAGAGGCCACGAAUCCAAAAUAUCGAUACGAUCGCCGACAUCCGUUGUCGGACUAAUUACCGACAAUGUUCUGGUGCCGAUAACCAAGACCGUUCGCGUCGCGAGAAGUUCGCGCGUUCUUUCGAGCUUCCACGAACGGAGAGUAAAAGCGAUUCGAUCGCGGCAACGCGACAACGAUGCGACCACACCGCUUUUGACGCAACCCCCUCGACAUCCGUGCACGAACUUUUCAAACCGAUUCCGCGAUCGGGAGAAGAAACUGGUCUCGAACGCCCACCGGAGCUCGACGUUACUCCCAUUUAACGAUACAGCCGCCUCGAGGCGAUCGCGAGACAACGACGAAACAAAAGUACUGCAGUUUCCUUCUCCGAUGUUAGGUUUACCUCGCGUCCCAUUCUCGAAGACGAAUUCCGUUUCCAAGUAUCUUCCGUUACGAAAAACUCGCAAACGCCGAAUCAAGCUCGACCAACGUAAGAUCCAAGAUUUCCAGACGGGAGCAAACGAAAAGCAAACGGAAACGCGGCGCUUGUUAACCGAUCUACAGAGAAUAGAUUGGUUAUCGAACGAUGCGUUAACAACGAUAUUCGAUAAAGCUGUGCGACUAUUUAAAACCGAUACCUUUGGUAUACCUAUUGCGUUCACCGUUCCAUCGAUGCCUGCCUGCACAGCCGAAACGACAACAACCGCAACAACGGCGACGAUGACCGAAGCCGUGGCGACGACAGGAAUAACGACGGGCAAAUCUCUCGAACGUUGCGACCAAUUGCUAAACGUUGUAACAGGUCCCUCGGGAAACGUGUAUCCUUGUAAAAUCAAGUAUUCGUGGCAGGUAAUUGGCAAAAGUACUCAAACGUCGAGAACGCUUCUAGAAAGUUUAGUACAGGAAACUUUUGCCGACGAUACAUCGGCCUAUACAUGUUCUAUUAAAUACUCCUGGCAGAUCAUCGGUAUCGGUACUCAAACUUCGAAAGAGGAUUUCGAAACACCGGAACCUCGCUUUCUUGUUUCACGUUCGUCCACUGGAACGGGCGCGAAACGAAUCGUUGACAAAGCAUCGAACAAACCGCUUACUACCACGGAACCACCUCGACGAAAUUCGAACAAAUCAUUUCUAUCGACCACUCAAGGUACGCAAACGUGUGCCCACAAAGAAAUUCAAACCAAUGUCAUCGAGUUUUAUAUCGAACAACUGUAAGCGGACUCGCCCGUUCUUUUCUAUAGACAGGAGAUCCAAAAAAAAAAAGAAUGACAACACAAUCGUUUUGCAUUGGACUCUGACGACAACGACGACAUUGACAUUGACAUUG